Molecule: messenger RNA, 390 nt
Organism: Budorcas taxicolor (takin)
Lineage: Eukaryota; Metazoa; Chordata; Mammalia; Artiodactyla; Bovidae
Product: histone H4-like
Exons: 2
Coding region: 1-390 (129 amino acids)
Biological process (GO): nucleosome assembly
Cellular component (GO): nucleosome
Molecular function (GO): DNA binding; structural constituent of chromatin; protein heterodimerization activity
Source: RefSeq, a predicted model, not a curated record
AUGCAUAGUAAACAAAGACUCUACGCAUUAAAGGGGCUGCAACAAACUGAAGGUACUUUACUGUUCUCGGGUCUCGAAAUAUCUGGACGUGGUAAGGGUGGAAAGGGUUUGGGUAAGGGGGGCGCCAAGCGUCACCAUAAAGUUUUGCGAGACAACAUUCAGGGCGUCACUAAGCCCGCUAUUCGCCGCCUGGCUCGGCGUGGGGGAGUCAAGCGCAUCUCCGGCCUCAUCUACGAGGAGACCCGCGGGGUGCUGAAGGUGUUCCUAGAGAAUGUGAUCCGGGAUGCAGUUACCUACACAAAGCACGCCAAGCGCAAGACUGUCAGCGCCAUGGACGUGGUCUACGCGCUCAAGCGCCAAGGACGCACCCUCUAUGGCUUCGGCGGCUGA